Messenger RNA from Varanus komodoensis (Komodo dragon), 2942 nucleotides. RefSeq names its product interleukin 15 (gene IL15). Gene Ontology annotation, cellular component: extracellular region. The transcript has 7 exons. Gene Ontology annotation, biological process: immune response; positive regulation of tyrosine phosphorylation of STAT protein; positive regulation of T cell proliferation. The record is from RefSeq and is a predicted model, not a curated record. Lineage: Eukaryota; Metazoa; Chordata; Lepidosauria; Squamata; Varanidae. Gene Ontology annotation, molecular function: cytokine receptor binding; cytokine activity. Bases 1277 to 1762 code for a protein of 161 amino acids.
UUCUAUCGCUUGGGAGUUUCCUUGGCCGGGGCAGCCUUGCCAGCCCCACGGUUGUCCGCAGGAGCAGGCAGCCAGUCCUCCGCUGGUUUCUCAAGGAGGCUUAUGCUACCCUUUUCUCUCGGGAGUGCUUGCGCUCACUGCUGUCAGUUGCUUCGAAGUGGGAAAUGCAGCGAAGUAUUGUGGUUCGCCUGGCGUGCCCCCGUGCGCGGUGCCAGCCAGCCAGCCAGCCAGCCGCGUCGCGCUCCAGGACACUCCAUUCCGGCUGGGCGGACCGCUCCAGAGUUCUGCCAGUUGCAGCUCUCAGCAUCCCCCGGCCUUGCUUUGGUUAGAACGAGAGGGGACUCUCUGCGGCCACCUGCGGUUUGGCCCGUUGAGCUCCCGCCCCUCCCCAGUUUGCCAGAGAGGGGAGCGGCUGGGGGAUACUGAGCUGUAACCUGGACAGCACCAGCUUCGAGAAGGCUGUUCCACCCCUUGCCCUCCGCCAAAUGCUCCUCUUCUUGCUUGUUUGCUUUUCUGCCUCAACGCAGGCUGCAUUCCGUAUCCGUUGAGCAGGCUUAGUCCAAGUCCACUUGCUUUUGUGGUUCUCUGCCUAUACAGAUUUGUUCCCCAUUUCUUUCGGUACUUGUGCAAACCUUGGCUCUUCCUCCAUACCUGCUCACUACCUCCUCUCACAUGUGCUGGGAUGUUUGGUUGGCAUCGGAAAUAGAAGAAAGGUGUCUCAGUCUUCUUCUAAGACAAGCUUUACUCACCCAGGUGCCCUCGAAAUCUACCCAAGCCAGCACAGCACAGAAUGAUGGGAGUUGUAUUCCAAAGCAUCUGGAGUCAGAGCUUGAAAAGGCUGCCCUAAAGGCUCAGAGUGACAUAAAGUUUCCCAUCACCCUCAUGUAGCUUCAGCCCAACCCUGUGACAUAGAUUAGGUCGAAAGGGUAACUGGCUCAGCCUCACCAGGGAGCUUUCUGCAUGACUGUCGCAAUGUUCUCACACCUGCCCCUCUGUGGAUCACCGUAUGUCACAGAGUGCUUCAGCUCCCACCUAUUCAGGGCUGUUGGGCCCUUGCUCCUUUGUAUGUGAAAGAUGGCACUUGAGUUUCUGCUGUCAGAAUUGUCUUGCUGUCAAUCAGGUGGCGCAGUGGGUUAAACUGCUGGACUGGUGGAUCAAGAGGUCGCCAGUUCGAAUCUGCACAAUGGGAUGGAAGCAGAAGAAAUGUGAUCAGCAGUGGAAUCCUUGGUGCUUAUACAGAAAAAGCACGCUUGAGAAUGUUUGCCUUCAGUAGCAAAUGUAUGUCAUUAUGAACAAUUAUUUCUGGAGUUCUUUAAUUAAUGAGCCUGCAGUUACCAUCUUCGUUCUUUGCUCAUAUCUGCUAAUACCAACCAGCAGUGACCAAUAUUGGUAUCCAGUUAUAAUUGAUUUGGAAAAGAUAGAAAACUAUUCUAAGAUUGAUGUCUCUUUAUAUACAGCAAAUUUAAACAAUUUUAUUACUUGUAAUAUAUCAGUUGUCAGGUGUUUUCUCCUUGAGUUAGAAGUAAUACUAUAUGAAUCUCAAAUCGGAGAUGAUCCAGAGUUUCAUGACAGUGUGCAUCGUUUGGUCAGAUCUGUCACUGGGUUUUUAUCACACCGACCGCACAAUGAAGCACUCAAGUGUCAGCAAUGUGAAACAUUUGAAGAAAAACCAUAUGCUGAAUUUAUUAAAAACUUCUUCAGUGUUGCAAGACGUUUCCGUAUGGAAGAGCUGCACCCGACAAGGGUGACCAAAAAACCAUGAGAGUCCACUGGGAGUGUACAAUCAAAAGAACAUUUACUGUUUAUUCAGGCAUACAGGAAAUACAUGUGGCAUGUAGGUAGCCCCCAAAGGGACUACCAAGAUGGAGUCUGUACAAGAUGCUUUUAUAACCUAUCAAUUACAUACACAGUUUGGAGGAGGGGGAGGGAAUCAGUACAGCAUGCUGGAGGCACAUUAUCGUAAAAACAAUAAGGUGGUGUACAAUGCAAAGAGAAGAGCCAUCUUUAGGACAGGUAAACAAUAGCAUAUCUAAGAGUGUACGCAGAUGGAAGCUGACAUCAUUUGGAUGGUCACUGGUUCUUCACCCUCACUCUAAGGACAGCAGUAGGACUGACUUCUGCAUAAAGGACUGGGCUUUAUGAGUCCAAGCUCUCAAGACAUAGCAGCCACUGCAUGCGCAGGACACUGGCAACCUGGACUUAGAAUUCGCUAUUUCAUUGGACCAUCUUACCAUGUACAGUGGAGAUAGACAGUUGUGGAAAAAUGUCCCUAAAUCAUAUCUACGUAUGGAAGGCUGGCCCAAGAGAUUUGUUGCAUGAGGUGAUGGUGCCCUCUCUUUCAGUAUACAGAAUCCAACUGGAUUGGCCAUUGAAUGUGACUCCAAAAUUAGCAUCCUCUCUUGCUCCUGAAGGAGUUGAGCUCAUGGGGUGCAGAGCCGGCCACCUGGCAUCCGGAGCUCUGUCUGCUCCUACCCUUCAGCAUCUGCUACCUGAGGCAGUUGCUUUGCUCCACCUAAUGGAAGAGCCAGCUCCUAAGAGACUUUCUUGAUACCUUACACCAAGUUUGUGCACAUGCAUAAGGCUGAAAGCAAUGACCUGUUCGGGAGCUCAUUCUACAAAGCAGUGUGUGCGCGCAUGCCUGUGCAUGUGUGUGUUGCAAAGAAUAUCAUUUUAUCACAUUUCAUACAGUUCACCCAAACAGAAAAUAUAACAUUCUGCUUGCUCUGCUUGGAUUCAUUGUACCACUAAGCAAAAUGUUAAGUAAUAAAGAAAAAAACUCAUAUUGCAGAUUAUUAAAGGAGUUGUUAUUAAUAGACUGAAAGCCUUGCUUCUAAGCCUUUGAAAGAAAGAAUUUACGGCACACUUCUUGCAGAGUGAAAAUAAAAAGAAAUGCAUUAAACAUUGCUUGGAAAUACAAGCUGGAAAAUAUAUUAAAGAAACAC